UUUACGAGCGGUACAAAGUAAAAUUUGUAUAAUUAUAUGAAUUACUGACUAAUUUCUUUUGGAUAUAGUUUAGAAAAAUGACAGAUAAAGAUUAUUCGCCGCUUAGUUCAUCCUGUGUUCGAGCUUUGAAUGAUAAAUUAUAUGAAAAACGGAAAACUGCGGCCUUAGAAAUCGAAAAAAUGGUUAAAGAUUUUCAAAAGGUUAAUGAAACCAACGAAAUCAAAAAGCUACUCAAGGUUUUAGGAGAGGAUUUCACUCUGUCUCAAAAUAUAAACAGCCGAAAAGGAGGACUAAUUGGCUUAGCUGCAACAGCAAUAGCUUUAGCAAAGGACACAUCUCUGUAUGCAGAUGAACUUGUACGGCCGGUAUUAGCCUGUUUCGUUGAUCCAGACUCAAGAGUCAGAUAUUAUGCUUGUGAAACACUUUAUAAUAUAGCUAAAGUAGCUAGGGGAUCAGUGCUACCUUUUUUCCCUGAUAUCUUUGAUGCUCUUAGUAGGCUAUCUGCUGAUACUGACCAGAAUGUAAAAAGUGGAUCUGAACUUGUGGAUCGUCUGAUGAAAGAUAUUGUUACUGAAAGCUCAUCAUUCGACUUAGUUGGAUUCAUGCCUCUAUUAAGAGAAAGAAUAGCCUCUAAGAAUCCAUUUACCAGGCAGUUUAUCAUAUCAUGGGUUUCAGCUCUUGAUUCUGUUCCAGAUAUCAAUAUGAUCGUUUUUCUUCCUGAAAUUCUCGAUGGUCUCUUUAUCAUUUUAGGAGACCCAUUGGCUGAGAUCAGGAAAAUGUGUGAAUCGGUGCUUGGAGAAUUCUUACACAAUAUUAUAGAAAACCCAAGAAGAGUUAACUUUGUUGCAAUGGUUAAUAUCUUGACAACUCAUGCAAAUUCAUCAGAAGAGUUAGUACAAUUCACAGCUCUGACUUGGUUGAAAGAAUUUAUUAGAAUUGCCGGAUGUACUCUGUUACCUUCAUCAUCUGGUAUUCUUAUGGCCGUACUUCCUAACUUAGCUCAAGAUACGGAAAACAGAAGAAAUAUUGUUGAAACUGCUAAAACAGUCAAUUGUGACCUCAUGAAACUUGUAGUCCAAGAAAAACAGCAGCUUACAUGUGAAAAUAUUGAUGAUUCAACUUCAUCAGACAAAAUUGAAGCCCCUUUGAUGGACCAUUUGGAUAAUCAACUGGACUUAAAGUCUUUAAUUGCUGUUUUGACAAAACAAAUUAAGUAUGAUUCUAUACAAACCAGAAUAGCUGUUUUAAGAUGGAUCCAUCAUUUGCUUGUACAGAUACCAGAUAAGAUAUUUAAAUUUGUUGAAGAAAUAUUUCCAGUGCUUUUGCAAACUCUUUCUGAUCCUGCAGAUGAGGUAGUCCUCUUAGACUUGGAAGUGCUAGCUGAAAUCUCCAAAUCAGCAGCUGGGCAAAAUCAUGUUUGUAAUAUUGAAAAUAUUGCCUCCAUAUGCCUAAUGAAAGAAAUAAAACUAAAACCACCUAGCAACAUGAAUAGUUACUUUGCAAGCUUCAUGGUCUCUCUUCUGCAUUUGUUUAAUUCAAAUAGUCAGUUAUUUGAGUCCAAGUGUUCUUUUAUCAUCAGACAGCUGUGCAUUUUAUUGAAUGCAGAAGAUAUAUAUCUUACAUUAUCAGAAAUUCUAGUUAUUUAUAAUGAUCCACGUUUCUCUUGUCAAAUGGUUCAUACAUUAAACAGUAUACUACUCACGUCUACAGAACUUUUUGAGCUUAGGAAUCAACUUAAAGAACUCAAAACAGAGAGCAGCUGGUCCUUGUUUGUAUGCCUUUAUCGUUCAUGGUGCCAUAGUCCAGUUGCAACUGUUUCACUUUGCCUUUUAUCACAAAAUUACAAACAUGCCUGUGAUCUAUUGCAUUUAUUUUCUGACAUCGAAGUUACUGUAGAAUUUUUGACUGAAAUUGAUAAACUAGUGCAACUCAUAGAAUCUCCUAUUUUUACAUAUUUACGAUUGCAGCUUCUUGACAGUCAAGAAAAUCCUUUCUUGGUUAAGAGCUUAUAUGGACUUCUAAUGCUUUUACCCCAAAGUGAGGCAUUUCAUACUCUCCGACAUAGACUUUCAUGUGUGCCUAAUGUUCAGCUCAUGCCUCCGAAGAAAACAAAAUCAAAGGAAGAUCGCAAGCCUCCCAACUUCAUUAACUUUGAAGAACUCAUUAAACAUUUCAAAGAUGUGCAAGACAGAAGAUUAAAGGAAAAAAGGACAAUAUUACUGAAAUAAAGUUUUUUAAUGUAUAGGGAUGCCAAAAUGUAUUAAACUAUGUUUAGGAGCAAAUUAUUUUGAAAAAAAAAUUCCAUUGUUACUAAUUUAUGCUCUCAUGGCUCAGUUAUACUUUUUUGUAUUUUAAAUGGCAUAUAUCAUUUCAAUCACAUUUAUACAAAUCAUUCCACAUCUUUUAAUUGAAGGGAUUCUUCAUAAUGAAUAAGAUUGUACAGUUAUUUUAAUAUUUUAUAUUUUCUUGAUCAAUUUUACACAUUUAUUUGAAUAUGAAUGCAUGUUUUAAUUUAC
Molecule: messenger RNA, 2516 nt
Organism: Uloborus diversus
Lineage: Eukaryota; Metazoa; Arthropoda; Arachnida; Araneae; Uloboridae
Product: protein VAC14 homolog
Exons: 16
Coding region: 78-2228 (716 amino acids)
Biological process (GO): positive regulation of kinase activity; phosphatidylinositol biosynthetic process
Cellular component (GO): PAS complex; endosome membrane
Source: RefSeq, a predicted model, not a curated record